This is a messenger RNA of Sphaerodactylus townsendi, 4109 nucleotides long. It is a transcript of the gene LY75, whose product is annotated as lymphocyte antigen 75. The transcript has 28 exons. The record is from RefSeq and is a predicted model, not a curated record. Gene Ontology annotation, cellular component: plasma membrane; signaling receptor complex. NCBI's taxonomy places the organism in Eukaryota, Metazoa, Chordata, Lepidosauria, Squamata, Sphaerodactylidae. Gene Ontology annotation, molecular function: signaling receptor activity. Bases 84 to 4109 code for a protein of 1341 amino acids.
GUGCCGGAGGGGAUUUCUCGGAGCAGGCGGCCGCCCCUGCCCUUGCUAUUGCCGCCGCACGCCGGCCCGUCUGCUGCCCGAGGAUGCCAAGGGCCCCCCGGCGCUGCCUGCUCCCCUGCUGGGUGCCUCUGCUCGUCACUUUGUGCUGCUGCCCGCACUGGGCUGCCCCAGAUGACAAUGCCUUCACCAUUCUACAUAAAAAGACCAACAAAUGCAUUCAAGUUAAAAACCUGCAGAUAUUGGCAGGGGAUUGCCAAAGAUCAAAAGAGACUUUAUGGACUUGGGUCUCCCAACAUCGCCUCUUUAACUUGGGCUCUCAAAAGUGCCUUGGACUGGAUAUUACCCAAACCAAUAAACCUUUGAAAAUGGUAGAAUGUGACUCAAACCUUAUUCUCUGGUGGAGAUGUGCUGAUGACUUCAUACUUACUGCAAAUGAGAACAAGUUGGCAUUAAAGGAGGAAUUGGUUACUGCAAACAAGGUCUCUUCUGACAGCUGGAGAAGAAACAACUCUAGUGAUGUUGUUUGUAAAUAUCCUUAUCGUGAGACAUAUACAAGGGAAGGUAAUUCCUAUGGAAAGCCUUGUGAAUUCCCUUUCCUGUUUAAUGGCACAUGGCAUCAUGACUGCAUACACAAUGACAUGUUUGCAGAUGGCGAAUGGUGCUCCACUACGUACAAUUUCAAUCAAGAUGGAAAAUGGGGGUACUGCUUAAAACCAGAGGCUGGUUGUCAGAAUACCUGGGAGAAUGAUAACGCUUCUGGGAGUUGCUACCAGUUAAACGCUCAAGCUUUUCUUUCUUGGAAAGAUGCUUAUGUCUCAUGUCAAAGGCAAGGUGGAGAUUUGCUGAGCAUCACCAACACAUCUACGUUAAGUUACUUUAAAGGUAAGGGGAGCAUUGCAGAGGAAUUUUGGAUUGGACUACACCAGCUGGGCAGUUAUGAAGGCUGGCAGUGGUCAGAUCACACACCUUUGAGCUUUGUUAGCUGGAGCCAAGAGAUGCAGAAUUCAUCACCGCUGGAUGGGACAAGUUGUGUGGUUAUGAAUGCUGAUACAGGCCUCUGGAAGAGUUAUCCUUGUGAGACUGCACUUCCUUAUGUCUGCAAAAAACAAUUCAAUGGUACCAAAGUGGAGCUUCCAGAAGUUCAAGACUACAAUGAGACCGAGUGCGAUUCUGACUGGCUUCCUCACAAUGGGUUUUGCUAUAUGCCAAGAAAGAUCUCUGCUUCCUGGGAAGCUGCACAACAGUUUUGUAAAGCAAAGAACAGUGACCUAAUCAGCAUACAUUCCUUAGCAGAUGUUGAAUUGGUUGUUACCCAACUUCAUGAUGAAACAAAUGACACAGUGUGGAUUGGUUUCAUGAAUAAGGACAUGCCGGCCUCAUUUAAGUGGGCAGAUGGUUCUGAAGUAGUCUUCACAUACUGGGAUCUGAAUGAGCCAAACGUUCCUUUCAACCGCACUCCUAAUUGCGUGGCUUAUUCUGGAAAGUUGGGUCGAUGGAAAGUCCUGCCUUGUGAAAAUCAACUUAAAUAUGUGUGUAGGAAAAAAGGAAAGGUUUUGAAUGAAACAACAUCUAGUAAAGACUGUACCACAAAGGAUUGGAAGAGACAUGGAAAUUUUUGCUACAAGAUUGGGAAUGAAAAAGUGUCCUUUGGAACUCAGUGCAAUCUCACGAUAGAAAACAGGUUUGAACAAGAAUUCAUAAAUAGUUUGAUUAGAAAGCAUAGCACAGUUGAAGAGCAGUAUUUCUGGACUGGCUUGCAAGACCUCAACUCUUUGGGAGAGUAUAGUUGGGGAAGCGGAGGUGAAAAUACUGAAAAGCUAUCAUAUGCAAACUGGGACAGUCUUCAGCCAGAAUAUUCUGGAGGAUGUGUGGCUAUGGCAAGCGGAAAACGCCUCGGGAAGUGGAAAGUCCAGUCUUGCAGCACAUUUAAAGCUUACUCUAUUUGCAAAAAAUACAUUGGCCCACCAAGGCCAACAGAAGUGGUGCCUAAAUUUACGGACCCUUGUCCUCCAGGAUGGCACAACGGCUCAGAUCUUUUCUGCUAUAAGUUAUUCCAUAAGGAAAGAGUGCUGAGAACCAGAACCUGGGAAGAAGCGGAAAGGUUCUGUGAGGCUCUUGGCGGCCAUCUUCCUAGUUUUAACCACAAGGAGGAAAUAAAGGAGUUCCAUAAUAUAUUGAGGACUGUCAUCAGUGAUGACCGAUGGGUCUGGGUUGGCCUAAAUAAGAGGAAUCCAGAAUAUCUAGCAUCAUGGCAGUGGAGUGACAAUAAGCCUGUAUCUACUGUUAUUAUGCCUCCGGAGUUUGAAGAAGAUGACUACGAUGUUAGAGACUGUGCAGCCUUCAAGUCUCUUAGUGUAAGACGGAGACCGUUCUGGCGUCCUUAUCUUUUUGAUGACAGAGAAUAUUUCUAUUUAAAACCUUUCCGUUGUGACGCUAAACUGGAAUGGGUCUGCCAGAUCACUAAAGGUACUAAAAUAAAGACUCCCGAGUGGUACAAACCAGAUGAACAUGCAACUCAUGGGCUUUCAACGGUUAUUGACGGGUCUGAAUUCUGGUUUGUGUCAAAUAAGAACCUGAGCUAUCAAGAAGCUGCUCUCUACUGUUCUUAUAAUGGAAGUGAUUUAGCUUCUGUGGCUUCAUUCACAGAAUUAACUGGAGUCCUAAGCAGAUUGGAAAAGUUAUCAGAUAAGUGGCAGAAUUGGUGGCUGAAAUCUGUGAUUCCUGCUGGUCACUUCCAUUCAUGGUUUCCAAUAUAUUCAAGUUAUCAUGAACGACAUGGCAGGGAUUGUUGGCAUAUUUCGUAUCACAGCUGGUAUAGAGAUCCCAGAAUAGACUGUAAUUCAAAACUCCCUUUCAUCUGUGAGAAGUACAACGCAUCACUGUUGGAAAGACAUGACCCAGAUUAUAAACAACCCAAAAGAUGGUGCCCUCAAAAUUGGACAGUUUUUCAGGAUAAGUGCUUUCAAAAAAUAACCCCUCGGAAUACCACAUAUCUGAAAGCAAAUGAGCACUGUCAAACGCUUGGAGGCUUUCUUCCUUCAAUUAGGAACCAAGCUGAACAAGAUUUUAUAACAUCCUUGCUUCCCAAUAUGCCAAAAGACAUUUGGAUUGGUUUGCAGUUUACAGUGAAGACACACAAAAGCAAAUGGGAAGAUAACAGUGAAUUACUGUAUACCAAUUUCCACCCAUUGAUCCGAGGAAGAGUAAGGAAAAUUUUAAUUGAUGUGUUUAAUGAGGAAGUGACCAACCAAUGUGGUGUUUUGCUCAACAAUCCUAACUCCAUGUAUAUCGGGGCCUGGAAUUUUACUUCUUGUGCUGAUCAACAAGCUUUGGUUAUAUGUCAAAGGGAGAAAGAUGCUGAGUUUGUCAGUAACCAAACAGAAGAACGGUCUAAUAACUCCAUGAACUACUUAAACGUAACAUAUACCAUAAUUCUGAAGAACCUGACCUGGUAUGACGCCCUACAGGAGUGCCAGCUGCACAAUAUGCAGCUAGUGAGCAUCACAGAACAAUACCAGCAGGCUUUUCUUGCUGCCCAGGUUGCCCAUCAUAAUUACCCACUGUGGAUUGGACUCUCCAGCAAAGAUGAUGGAAUUUACUAUCAGUGGUCAGAUGGAAAACAUAUUCGUUUUAGUUACUGGUCUGAAGAAGAGGAUAAAGAUGAAGCAGAUGACUGUGUGUACUUGGACAGCGAUGGAUUUUGGAAAACAUCUGAAUGUCAUGUAGAAAAACCAGGAGCUAUUUGCUAUUUACCAGGAAACGAAACAAAGGCAACAGAAGCAUAUGGAUCUGUUACAUGUCCACACAAGGUUAAAAAUACACCAUGGAUACCAUUCCAAAACAGUUGUUAUACAUUCACAAUAACAAAGGAUAGAUGGAAGGAAAUUCGAUCAAGUGACGCUCACCAUUUAUGCAAGACAAUGAGUUCCAAUAAAACAGGAGCGGUGAUCGCUUUUGCUAUUAUAAUCAUGCUGGCCUUCCUUGGCGGGCUGGUAUGGUUCCUGUACAAGAAACAACGGCUGCAGUGGGCUGGCUUCUCUUCCGUACGUUACGAACGGGGGAUAUACGAAGAUGAAAGUCAUAGCAUGUUUACCAGAGAUGAUGACUGA